This is a messenger RNA of Synchytrium microbalum, 948 nucleotides long. RefSeq lists its product as uncharacterized. Gene Ontology annotation, cellular component: endoplasmic reticulum membrane. The transcript is spliced from 8 exons. Gene Ontology annotation, biological process: triglyceride biosynthetic process. Lineage: Eukaryota; Fungi; Chytridiomycota; Chytridiomycetes; Synchytriales; Synchytriaceae. The coding region runs from base 1 to 948 and encodes 315 amino acids. Gene Ontology annotation, molecular function: diacylglycerol O-acyltransferase activity. The record is from RefSeq and is a predicted model, not a curated record.
AUGGGGAAACCGACGGAAGCAGCCAAUGGCAGCUCGGGCAAGGCGGCCGCAGCUUCAAAAGUGCCUGAAUAUAGUGCCGUCGACUAUUUGAUACAGACGUACUGGUGGUUGUGGCUGCUUUAUAUACCCUAUAUUUACUUUGAUCGUGAAACUGCAUGGAAGGGUGGAUCUAAUCGAUAUCAGUGGUUUAGAGAUGGCAUUUGGUGGAGAUAUUAUCGAGAUUUCUUCAAUGUGAAGCUUCACAAGACCGCUGAUCUGGAUCCUAAAAAGAAUUAUCUAAUGGCAUACGCACCACAUGGCAUAUAUGGUCUAGGCGCCACCGUAUCUGUGCAGAGCCCAUACUGCAACUUCAAGGAACUCUUCCCCGGCAUUGACAUCAAGACUGGAACAUUGGAUUCUAAUUUCAAUGUGCCCUUUUGGCGCGAAUGGAAUUUCGCAUUCAAUCUCGUAUCUGUUUCUGCAAAAUCUUUGACACACAUCCUGACCAAAUCGGGUCCAGGACGUUCUGCAAUGAUUGUAGUAGGAGGUGCAGAAGAAGCGCUAUACGCAUACCCAGGACAAAACAAGCUUGUGCUCAAGAAGAGAAAGGGAUUUGUGAAGCUUGCCAUUCGAACUGGUGCAUCACUCGUACCAGUCUUCUGUUUUGGUGAAAACGACUGCUUUUGGCAACUACGAGGGCCAGUCAUUGCCAAGUACCAUGCUUGGUUUAAGCGCAAUUUCGGAUGGGUCAAUCUUAUCUUUUAUGGCCAGAUUCCAUUCAUUACUAUGCCGAGGAAGGUUCAGCUUGCUAUUGUUAUUGGCGCACCCGUAGCGGUCAUCAAACAAGACAACCCAUCAACAGAAUACAUUGAUGAAGUCUGGCACAACUAUGUCGCAGCUCUCCAUGCUGCAUAUGACGCACACAAAAAUACGUAUGCACCAGGUGUUCCAUUAGAGAUUGUCGCUUAG